Molecule: messenger RNA, 3202 nt
Organism: Schistosoma rodhaini
Lineage: Eukaryota; Metazoa; Platyhelminthes; Trematoda; Strigeidida; Schistosomatidae
Source: the annotation of a GenBank genome assembly
AUUUCAAAUAUAUGUUGCACCAGCACACCGUGUUCUCACUUCAGAAGCACUUGUCUGUCCUGACUGUUGUGUUGCUGUUUCAGGUCGCUCCUGCUCUCAAGUAAACGUCGAAAUACAACGUGCUACAACGGUAUAAAAUGAAGAAAGUAUUUAGCUCGGGACGUCUGACACGUCUUCGCAAUUUAUUGAAAGAUAGAAAUUUACAAGGAUAUAUACUACCAACAGAAGAUGAACAUUUUAAUGAGUAUGUGGGCACUGCAGAUAGGCGUUGUGCAUUCAUUUCUGGAUUUACAGGUUCUUCCUGCUCUAUUGUUAUCACUUUAGAUCAAGCUGCUUUAUGGACUGAUGGUCGAUAUCAGCUACAGGUGGUUUUCUCCUAGAAAAACAUUAUUUUAAUCACAAUUUCGAAACUGUGCAACUGCAUCAUUAUUUUUGUAGUUAUUUAGUAAUUAUCUUCAAGUAAGAUCAUAAUUCGUUAGGAAAUCCAAUGGCUGGCUUUGAUUUAUCUAAAAGAUGGCUUCCAGUGAACUAGAUGAAAAUUGGUCAUUAUUUAGAAAUGACUUAACUGAAGCUCCUACAAGAGUCCAAUGGAUUGUUUCGUCAACUUCACCUGGUUCUUUUAUUGGAUAUGAUGGCAGACAAAUACCUUAUACAGGAAUUGAAACAUUAAAAAAAGAAUUAGCUGGUGUUGAAGCUGAAUUAGGUAUUCUACCAAAUUGUAACGGAAUUCAAAAUCCUCUUAGUCGACAAUUAGUUAAUAUACCAAACACAAAUUUAAUUGAUCUGGUUUGGGAUUCUAUGUCUGAAUUACAGAUUGAAAAUGUUUCUCGUCCUAUUCGUUCAUCAAAUCCACUGCUAUCUAUUCCAGUCUCGUUUUCUGGUUCAAGUUGGCAGCAAAAAAUUGAUCGUGUUAGAAAUAUGAUGAAAGCAAAAGGGGCUGAAUUACUGGUUUUAUAUGCAUUAGAUGAGAUUGCUUGGUUAUUCAAUUUACGUGGAAAUGAUAUACUUUACAAUCCAGUGUUUUAUGCAUAUGCUAUUGUAAGCUUAAAUAAAAUAGACUUAUUUUUGAAUUCGAAAACUGUUGAUCAAACAUCUAGACUUGAAGAUUACUUGAGCGACAAACAGUACUUAGUAGAAAUUCAUUCAUACUCUGAAUUUUUCAACUAUUUGGAAACGGCUGUUCAUAAUUCACCAGAAAAACAUUCACCACAACAACCUUCACGUGUAUGGCUCGAUUUAUCUGCUAGUUAUGCAAUUGUUUCAAAAAUUCCAGAAAAUCAACGUCUAUUUCACAUCUCACCUGUCGCUGAAAUGAAAUCAAUCAAAUCUCUAUCAGAAUUAAAUGGAAUCCGUGAAAUUCACAUCACUGAUUCAUUAGUAUUAUGUGAUUUUUUGGCUUGGUUAGAAGGUGAAGCUAAUCAAAUUAAUGACAACAGUUGUUGUAAGCAGUCGCAUGACUACAAACCAAUAAAACCAAAUGCAGAAAACGGUGCAGGCCUACCGGUAAUCAAACCACCACUUGUUUUAACUGAAGCAUCAACUGCUCAAUAUUUGGAUGCGUUACGGUCACAAGCUAAAGAUUUUUUCAGCUUAAGCUUCAGCACGAUAUCUUGCGCUGAUGCAAAUGGAGCUAUUAUACACUAUCAUCCUGUUGAAGGUCAAGAUGCACCUAUUACUAAUACAAGUAUAUACCUUGUUGAUUCUGGUGGUCAAUACAUGACGGGCACAACGGAUGUAACGCGUACAAUCCAUUUAGGUGAAUCAACAUUAGAACAAAAUAAUUGUUAUACAUCUGUUUUAAAAGCCCAUAUUGCACUUGCUAUGCAAAUUUUUCCAUCGAAUACUCCGGGUUCACGACUUGAUAUUAUAUCUCGUCGAAUAAUGUGGCAAUUUCAUGGUAAUUAUGCUCAUGGAACAGGACAUGGUGUUGGUGCAUUUCUUAAUGUACAUGAAGGUCCUAUUGGGUUAUCUAGUAGUCGAAUUAACGCAUACACUCGUAUGGGUAUAGUAGAACCAGGAUUACAAGAGAAUAUGGUUGUUACCAUUGAACCUGGUUACUAUUGGAGUGAUCACUUUGGAAUACGAUUAGAAAAUGUAGUAUUUGUUGUACCUGUAGAAACAAAAGAUUUUCUUAGUAGUGACAGUAAUAGUUGUACUGCAUCAAAUUUUACUGGUCACCGAUCUUUUCAAUUUUCACCAAACACCGACAAUACUAAAUGGCUCAGUUUUGAACCAGUCACUUUAGUUCCAUUUCAACGUAAAUUUAUUAACUCUGAUAUGUUAACUACAGAUGAAUUGAAUUGGUUAGAUAAUUAUCAUAAAACAAUUCGUCAGGUUUUAUGCAAUCGUAUUUACCAAGAAGUGAAUAUUGAAUUGUCAAUUAAUGAUGGUAAUGAUGACCAGGAAAUCAUGUUAUCAAAUAUGUCAAUGUUAUCGUCUAGUCGUAAACGUUGUUUACAAUGGAUAUUAAGCCAAACAGAAUCAUUUUUGUAAUUUUAUGAUUUAGACUCUUCAAGUCUUUGGUGUAUUAACGGUCAAAUUUUUUAGUUUAAAAAUGUAAUCUGUUUCUUUACUUUGUUUAACCUGUAGCUUUGUGGAUAUCUAUUGUGUUAAUCAUGCGUUUUUCGUUUCAUAAUAACACUUGAUGCAUAAUAUAACACUGAAACAUUUGUGUAUCAGGUUUAGCAAGGACUGUAAGAUGUGAUUGUUUGUGUAACAUAUAUUCAGUUUAUUGAUCAAAUGUACAAUGUCAGUUGAAAUAGUUGUAUUAAUAAGUAAUGAGAAAAGUGAAUCGCCAAUUAUUUUUGUGGAAACAUUCUUUUUUUUUCAAAUCUCCUUAACAAAACUGUAAAUUAACAGCAAUUGGCUGUACUAUUUAAUUAUCAGUAUGGGGUUGUGGAGAUUAUUGAGUUCUUGAUUGAGAUCAUGAAUCGAUUGAUCUCAGGUCACCAUUGAAAACCUGGAAGCACUGGACAGCCCUUUCGACCCAUUGUGGGACUCCCCAGCAGUGCUCAUCCCCGAUCCCGGGUUUUCAAUGGUGGUCUAACACUAAUCGAUUCAUUAUCUCAAUCAUGAACUAUUUUAUGUUGCUUUAAGAAACACUCAAUAUAUCAAAAUUUAUUUGUCGUUUGGGUAAAUUCCUUAUCAAUGACUAUUAAUAGAUGAGAAUAUAAGAUGAGAUACGUAAUUAUCCUUCGUCGAG